This is a messenger RNA of Drosophila willistoni, 2074 nucleotides long. RefSeq names its product beta-arrestin-1 (gene krz). Gene Ontology annotation, biological process: signal transduction; G protein-coupled receptor internalization. Gene Ontology annotation, cellular component: cytoplasm. The record is from RefSeq and is a predicted model, not a curated record. The transcript is spliced from 2 exons. Lineage: Eukaryota; Metazoa; Arthropoda; Insecta; Diptera; Drosophilidae. Gene Ontology annotation, molecular function: G protein-coupled receptor binding. Bases 258 to 1745 code for a protein of 495 amino acids.
AAUGUCCAAUCAGAAUUCAUUUCGCUCGGGCGAAUUUUGCACUUUAGAAAUACUAAAUUUUUGGAAUUCAUUGAAAAAAAUUAAAAGUUCUUUAUAAAACAAAGAGAGUAGAGUGUGUGCUGUUGGCUUGGCUUGUGUGCGUGUGUGCGAGAGAGAUAGGGAUUAUCAGUAGCAGCAACAACAACAACACAACGACGCAGCCAAAGGACGACGACCACAACGACGACGAAGACGAGGAAGACGACUCAAAACAGAAAAUGAACACAAACGGUGCGGGUGCGGCAGGAUCUGGUACUGGAGAAACAACAGGCAAUGGCAAUGGAAAUGGUAGCGGCGCACAACAAUCACAGGCAACUGCCAGUAAGAUAGGCGUUAUAGCAGGUGGUGGUGGUGCUGGCGGUGGUGGUGGAUUAGAUGACGGGGGCGGCGAUGCCAGUUCCCGGCGACAGGCCACACGGGUCUUCAAGAAGAGCUCAUCGAAUGGCAAAAUCACCGUAUAUUUGGGUAAACGUGAUUUUGUUGAUCAUGUCACCCAUGUGGAUCCCAUUGAUGGUGUUGUAUUCAUCGAUCCCGAGUAUGUGAAGGAGCGCAAAGUGUUUGGCCAAGUGUUGGCUGCCUUUCGUUAUGGUCGCGAGGAUUUGGAUGUAUUGGGUUUAACAUUUCGCAAGGACUUAUAUUUGGCCCACGAACAAAUCUAUCCACCCAUGCAGCUGGAUCGACCAAUGACACGAUUGCAGGAGCGUCUGAUCAAGAAACUGGGACCAAAUGCUCAUCCAUUUUAUUUCGAAGUUCCACCCUAUUGUCCAGCAUCGGUGUCAUUGCAACCGGCACCAGGAGAUGUGGGUAAAUCCUGUGGCGUUGACUAUGAGCUGAAAGCAUUUGUGGGUGAGCAUGUCGAGGACAAACCACACAAACGCAACUCGGUGAGAUUAACCAUAAGGAAGGUUAUGUAUGCACCAUCCAAGGCCGGUGAACAGCCCUCGAUAGAGGUCAGCAAGGAGUUUAUGAUGAAACCAAAUAAAAUACAUUUGGAAGCUAGCCUGGAUAAGGAGCUAUAUCAUCAUGGCGAGAAGAUAUCGGUGAAUGUUCAUGUGGCCAAUAAUUCCAAUCGCACGGUUAAGAAAAUUAAGGUCUGUGUGCGACAAUUUGCCGACAUUUGCCUCUUCUCGACGGCCCAAUACAAGUCUGUGGUGGCUGAGAUUGAAUCCGAGGAUGGUUGCACGGUGGCACCGGGUUUUACGCUAUCCAAAGUCUUUGAGCUAUGCCCCCUGCUGGCCAACAAUAAGGAUAAAUGGGGAUUGGCUCUGGAUGGUCAGCUAAAGCAUGAGGAUACAAAUCUGGCGUCCAGUACACUGAUCACCAAUCCAGCUCAGCGUGAAAGUCUAGGCAUAAUGGUGCACUAUAAAGUCAAGGUUAAGUUAUUGAUCAGUUCACCGCUGCUGGGUGGCGAUUUGGUGGCCGAAUUGCCAUUUACGCUAAUGCAUCCAAAGCCCGAAGAGGAGGAGCAUCCCUUGCUGGGUGAAAGAUCGCCAAGGGCAAGUUUGGCAGCGCCUUUGCUCAAUUUGGGCGAUGGCAAUGAAACGGGCGGCGGUGCAGCAGGCGGAGGAGCAGCCCAACAGGCGCCCACAGAUGUGCCUACAACCACCAAUCUCAUACAGCUGGACGAUGAUGAGGCGCAAGACGAUGAUAUUAUUUUCGAGGAUUUUGCUCGAUUGCGUCUCAAGGGUGCCGAAACGGAGGCCUAAACGCCCCCCCCCCCCCUAAAACAACUCCAUCUUUAUCCACACUUUGUUUUCGCGGCGACGAAAAUACCAUCAAUAGGAUGCACAACCAACAUUUUGAUGUCCAAUUUAAAGAAACAAAUAAAAACAAAAAAUCCAACAGAAAGAUAUAUCCGAAUUGUAAACCAUAUCGAUUUGUAAUGUCGGCAAAUAACUUUUGCAAGAAAAAUUUCUUUUUUUAUAUACCUAUUUUCGAUAAUUUGACCAACAUUUAAACAAUUCCAAGUUUUUGCGCAGUCCUACAAAUCGAUAGGGGAAACAGCUCGGAAUAUAUAUAUAUAUAGAUACGUAUA